UAUUCUGAAGACUUUUCAACACAAAAGGCACGUCUUAGGGACUUGGACAACCAUUUUCUUCCAGUGAUUUUAGUUAAAUGAACUAUGGAGGUUUGUAACCAUGGAAAACCAUCAUAAACACAACAAGUUAACAAUGUUACGCGUUUUAUUUUUCUGCAUCUUCUCCACGUUCCUAUUAUCUAUACAAGGCACCCUUACUCUCACUCCAAAUGAAUCAAUCCAAGGCAAUACGACCAUGGUUUCUUCUGCUGGAACUUUUGAAGCUGGAUUCUUUCAGUUUGUAAAUUCACAAGAUCAAUACUUUUGUAUAUGGUACAAGAACAUAUCACCAAAGACUAUUGUGUGGGUGGCCAACAGAGAUGCCCCAGUGAAAAACUCAACAGCCUUUUUCACAUUAACAGAACAAGGAGUUCCUGUUAUUCUUGAUGCCUCAGGGAGUGUUGUGUGGUCCUCCAAUUCAUCAAGAACUGCUAAGAAACCAGUCAUGCAGCUUCUAGACUCGGGAAAUCUUGUUGUGCAAGAUGGAGACAGCACAAAAGACCUUUUGUGGGAAAGUUUUGAUUACCCUGGUGACACUUUCCUUGCAGGAAUGAAACUUCGUACAAACUUUGUGACUGGUCCUUUUAGGUUUCUCACAUCUUGGAGAAACACAGAAGAUCCUGGCUUUGGUGAGUUUUCGUAUCACAUAGAUGCUCAUGGCUAUCCUCAACUGGUUACUACAAGCGGAGAACUUUUGAUCAGUAGAGGAGGGUCAUGGACCGGCUAUGCUUUCACUGGAGUUUCAUGGAGAAGAACGCUUAGACUCGUAAAGUUUUCGCUUGAGAGUAACGGCAAGGAAGUCAUUUACCAAUAUAAGACCUUAGAGGCUGAAACUAUUACAAGGUUAGUGAUCAACCCAGCUGGUCUUGUGCAACGUUUGUUAUGGUCGGGUGGCAGCCGGGGUUGGGAGAUUUUAUCCACUCGUCCCAUGGAUCAGUGUGACUAUUAUUCCUUUUGUGAUGUGAAUUCACUGUGUAAUGCAUGGAGAUUGUGGAUUGAAGAAAAGCCAGUGGAGCUAAUAGAUGAGGUAUUAGAUUAUCCAACCACACCACUUGAAGUACUUAGAUGCAUUCAUGUGGGUCUAUUAUGUGUGCAACAAACACCACAAAACAGACCAAACAUGUCCUCUGUGGUUUUGAUGUUGAAUGGUGAAAAGGUAUUGCCUGAGCCAAGUCCACCUGGGUUCUACACAGGAACAACUCAGUUUCCCAUUCAGGCAGAAUCUUCUUCGAGAAGUUGUGGAGAUAGAUCACAAAACGAAGUUACAAUGUCCUUGUUACAGCCACGAUAG
Vigna umbellata (rice bean) is the source of this 1330-nucleotide messenger RNA. The record is from RefSeq and is a predicted model, not a curated record. Lineage: Eukaryota; Viridiplantae; Streptophyta; Magnoliopsida; Fabales; Fabaceae.